GCAACUAGAAAUGAGGUGCAGGUACCCUGGGCAAGACCCUUGCUUCCCCACAGAGGGGACCAAGACACUUAGGUGGGUGACUCAGUACCAUGGCUUGCAGUGCUUGGAUGUAAGCACUCAUUUCACGUAUGACGAAACUGAGGAACAGGAAACAGAAUAGGACACAAUCAUGAGCCUGGUGUUCUGGACCAUACCCUCACUCUGCCAGCUCACUGCUAACUUGCUCAGCACCUGAGGCGUUCCUUUGCCUGCAGUCUUUUGGCUACAUCCUUCCCGUCCAUACUGGGUACAGCCCUGCUGAUGUCAGUGUGUUUUUGUAAAGUCACUGCCAGGGAUACUGGGCUUGCAGGUGUCUGUCUUGCACUGAGAACUUGGGAUGGGCCUGGAGGAACGUGGGAAAGACACCCUGUCUACAGCCGGGAAGUUAUUCCUAUCCUGGCCUUUACCAUUCUGUUCUGCAGACGACUGGGAGCACCCUGUAUGCAUUCCCACCCUGCCAUGGUGGGGAGUGGUCACUGACUAGAGGGUUCUGGGUGCUUUUUCCUGUGGGUGGAGCCUCAUGCCUUACCUCAUUUUCUAGCCUGAUAGUGACAGGUGAGGUUGAGGUGGUGAUUGAGUGUGGGGUCCCAGGUCACUGCUGAUAUUGCUGAACAAAGGGAUGAAUGUAUGCAGUGCGUGUAUGGGGAUCCCAGGGCAUCCAAGAGUCCCUUCACCCAUCCACCCAGAGCCAUAUACUGCAGAGAAACUAACCAGGAACAGCCCCCAAAGCUGCAUUGAUUACCUUAUUCUGAGCACAUGGCCUUUCCCUACUGGCAGGGGCAGAUACCUUCCUUCCUUCUCUAUAGCUUUGGUAGUGACAAGUGAGGCUGAGGGUGGUGAUUCUGAGUGGAAUCAGGUUGGAAGUGUCAGGGAACCGCCCCCUGCAAUGGGAGGGCAAGUAAGCUAGUUGCCCUCACAAGGCAGGUGGAGGGGCUUCCUGUUUGGCCAUAGCCCAUGGCAUCUUGUCCCUUAACCACAACGAGGAGAUGCCAGGACAGCAUCCUAUCAGCGCUUUCACACAAGGAAGUUCCACCAGCAAAUGCAGCAACUGCAGAUUAUUUCCCCUAAGAACACUCCUGUGGAACUGCAGCAGGCAGAAUGAGGCAUGGUGUGCUCUGCCUAUAGACUUGGAGAGCGCCUGGCAGGUGAGAAUAGGCCACCUUAGGCUUCCAUGGUCACUCUGGGAUGACUCCUAAGUGGCUACACGGUGGCCCCUGACUGUCAUGGUCCACGCUGUUUCUAGAGUGAACCUUACCCCCAUUUCAUGAUCUUGCUUUCCUCAUCCUGCUGGCAUGGCCCCACCUGUCUUUGGGCGCCCACCACACCUAGGCAGUGACCCAGCAGGGCCUGUUUAUUUUAGACAGGCUCUCGUUAUUGCCAGGCUGGUCUCAAGCCCCUGGCCUCAUGUGGUCCUCCCACUCCAGCCCUGACCCCCCCCCCCCCCCCAGUAGCGAGGGGACCUGGUUUAGAUCCACUGUCAUUCGCAAGGCUGGUCCCAGGGUCCUAGGUGAUUGGUCGAGAAAGAAUCCAGGAGGGCGGUGUUUCCUCCUGAAGGAUGGAGGGGCAUCUAGAAAGAGGCUUUUGGGAAAGCACUAGAUGCUUAGCUUGGCCAUAAGCGGUCACUGCUUUUCUGCUCCCUUCUGGGCAAAGUGGAUGCAGGGCUUGGCCGAAGGACCGGCCAUCAGGGAAAGUUUGCUCCAGAAGCAGCUCAGGCACCCGAAAACCCUUUCUCCAGAGUGGACACUGGGCACCAUUUACAGGAGUCAGGGAUGAGGGGCCAUGGGUUAAACCCAAGACAGGCUGCUUUGGCCAGUAAGCAUCCUCUCUUAGCCCCAAGGAAGGGUGCGGUUCCCGUUAGAAACUGUAAAGGAAAGGACCUAGUUCGUUCUUGUUUGUGGCACAUUUCGUGGCUCAUUAGGGAGAGAAUUUAUCAGAAAAAGGGAAAGACUAAUGUUUUCGACUCUGACCAUCGCCCCAGUUCUGAGGCCUCCGGGCCGUGGCUUCGGACUGCCAGCCGGUGGCAGCGUUCUGCUUUACGGCUUUGCCAUUCGCGGGUCCCCGGAGCCUUACUGCGAGCCAGGAAGGUGGGCAGCCGAGACGCGGCGUCCUAGCUUCCCAGAGCGGCCCGGACGGCGCCUCGGACCCGGACAGUUGGCUGACGUCACUUCCGGAUCGGCUCCGAUUGGCGGGGCGGGAGGGCCGAACGGGCGAGGUUGGGCGGCCGUGCUGCUCCGCGGUGCUGAGGCCAAAUAGUUGCAUCAUGUGUACCUAAUCCAAGAGUCUCACGCUUCUGCACCUGAGUGAGCAGCUCCUGUGCCCCGCCCUCAGAAAGCCCAACCCUUAGGCAAUGGCGGCCUUGUUCCUGUCUGCCUCACCCCAGGCUGAGGUGACCUUCGAGGAUGUGGCUGUGUUCCUCUCUCGGGAGGAAUGGGGCCGCCUGGGCCCUGCUCAGAGGGGCCUCUACAGGGACGUGAUGCUGGAGACCUACGGGAACCUAGUCUCACUGGGAGUAGGACCUGCAGGCCCCAAGCCUGGAGUGAUCUCGCAGUUGGAGCGAGGGGAUGAGCCCUGGGUCCUGGAUGUUCAGGGCACCUCUGGGAGAGAGCACCUGAAAGUCAACAGCCCAGCUCUUGGGACCAGAACUGAGUACAAGGAGUUGACUUCACAGGAGACAUUUGGUAAGGAAGAACUAGGCCAGCUGAGGGGGAUUUUUCCCCAGGGAUCUGAGCCGGUAGAAGCCUGUGACCACAUCAGGAAGGCAGAGGGGAGCCUGGAAAAGCUGGAGCAGAGAGGCCCCAGGGCAGUCACACUGACCAACGGCGAGAGCAGCGGGGGGUCUGGGGGAAGCCUCAGGUUGGUGUCACGACCUGUUCCCGAUCAGAGCCCUCACAAAUGUGAUAUAUGCGAGCAAAGUUUUGAACAGAGAUCCUAUCUCAACAACCAUAAGCGCAUACACAGGUCAAAAAAAACAAAGACAGUUCGUGACUCUGGGGAAAUCUUGAGUGCAAACUUAGUUGUUAAAGAAGAUCAGAAGAUUCCUACUGGGAAAAAAUUGCAUUAUUGCAGUUACUGUGGGAAAACAUUCAGGUACAGUGCCAACCUUGUCAAGCAUCAGCGGCUUCACAGCGAAGAGAAGCCCUACAAAUGUGAUGAGUGUGGGAAAGCCUUCAGCCAGAGCUGUGAGUUCAUCAACCACCGAAGGAUGCACUCAGGAGAGAUUCCCUACCGGUGUGACGAGUGUGGUAAGACAUUCACCCGGAGGCCCAACCUCAUGAAGCACCAGAGGAUUCACACUGGGGAGAAACCCUACAAGUGUGGUGAGUGUGGGAAACACUUUAGCGCCUACUCUUCCCUUAUUUAUCACCAGAGGAUCCACACUGGAGAGAAACCCUAUAAAUGUAAUGACUGUGGGAAAGCCUUCAGUGAUGGCUCAAUCCUUAUCCGCCAUCGUCGGACUCACACUGGAGAGAAGCCAUUUGAGUGCAAGGAAUGUGGCAAGGGCUUUACCCAAAGUUCUAACCUUAUCCAACAUCAGAGAAUUCACACUGGAGAGAAACCCUAUAAAUGUAAUGAAUGUGAGAAAGCUUUCAUUCAAAAAACCAAACUUGUGGAACAUCAGAGAAGCCACACUGGAGAGAAGCCCUAUGAAUGCAAUGACUGUGGCAAAGUUUUCAGCCAGAGCACACACCUCAUCCAGCAUCAGAGAAUUCACACAGGAGAAAAGCCCUACAAGUGCAGCGAGUGUGGGAAGGCCUUCCACAACAGUUCCAGACUCAUUCACCACCAGAGGUUGCACCACGGAGAGAAACCCUACAAAUGCAGUGAUUGCAAGAAAGCCUUCAGCCAGAGCACUUACUUGAUUCAGCACCGGAGGAUCCACACCGGGGAGAAGCCCUACAAGUGCAGUGAGUGUGGGAAGGCCUUCCGGCACAGUUCCAACAUGUGUCAGCAUCAGCGGAUUCACCUCCGGGAGGACUUCUCCGUGUAACAGUGGAGAAGUGUCUGAGGGCAGAGUCCAGCCGAGCACUUCCUGCAUGCACCCCCGGCACCUGACUCUGCCCUGUAUUGAUUAUCCACACGAUGUUUUCACAGGGUGAAAGGACAUUUCUCAUUAAACAAACCUCUUUUCUUAAAUGAAA
Molecule: messenger RNA, 4178 nt
Organism: Chlorocebus sabaeus (green monkey)
Lineage: Eukaryota; Metazoa; Chordata; Mammalia; Primates; Cercopithecidae
Gene: ZNF34
Product: zinc finger protein 34
Biological process (GO): regulation of DNA-templated transcription
Molecular function (GO): RNA polymerase II cis-regulatory region sequence-specific DNA binding; DNA-binding transcription factor activity, RNA polymerase II-specific
Source: RefSeq, a predicted model, not a curated record